AUGGAUUCCGGCGCAACGGCAGACUGCCCAUCUCUCCCCUGGAGAACCUUCUCCUCCAUGACGAUGUGGGGAGUCGCUGGGUUGUGUCGCGCAUUUCUUUCGGGGCUGUGCCAUACGGAGGUGCAUGGCCAGGAGGCCUUUACGGAGCUGCUGGAUUCACGGCAGGAUCCUUCGCAACGUUCAAAGGGCUUGAUUACAGUAUCGAACCAUGUCAGUGUUUGGCUGACAAUGCGGGACAUCAGCAUGGACGACCCAUUAGUUUGGGGACUACUUCCCACGCGAUUCUGGAACCGACGGUGGUCUUUUGGGAGUCAUGACAUAUGCUAUCAAAACAGGCCCCUAGCGCUGUUCUUUACUAUGGGCCAGGUUCUGCCGACGCAUCGCCUUGCCCAUUCGUCUUUUGGUGGCCUGGGACAACCCGCUAUGACUGAGGCCGUUCGGCUAUUGUCCAAGGGCCCCUUCCCCGUUGACCACCAUCGCGCGAUUUCCGAAUACCAGCACUGGAGCCUUCAAAACGUCUGCGUUGAUCCCUUCUCCGAUCUUCCCGUCGCCUAUACAACCAACGGUCAAGAUGCACACCUGGCGCCCGCCGCAUAUGCAUGCAACUCCUACUCAUGGGUGCACAUCUUCCCCGAGGGCAAGAUUCACCAGGCACCGCGGAAGACCAUGCGCUAUUUCAAGUGGGGGGUCGCACGGCUGAUUCUCGAGGCUAGUGAAUGCCCUGACGUCGUGCCCAUGUGGAUCGAGGGCUUCGACAACAUCAUGCACGAAAGCCGCGAGUUUCCCCGUUUUCUCCCUCGGCCCGGAAAAAAGAUCUGCGUUACAUUCGGCUCCAAGGUGGACUCGGACGCAGUCUUCGGCGAUAUGAGGACGCGCUGGCAGAAGCUGAAAGCCAAGGCCGAAAAGGCCGACCCCCAAUCUCGAGACCUCCCCGUGGGUGUCUUGAGUGAGGAGUUGCUGAACAACAAAGAAGCUGUGGAGCUACGCAAGGAAGUCACGAUGAAAGUACGAAACCUUGUCCUCGACGUCCGACGGUCGCGUGGUCACCCGGAUGAAGACCCCAAGGAGGGUCUGGUUGAGACGUGGCUCGAGGAGGGUCCCAAGCGCGAGGGCCAUAUGAAGGACGAUUCCUGGGUCCGGGAUAUCUGA
Messenger RNA from Penicillium alfredii, 1149 nucleotides. Its product is annotated as tafazzin. The coding region runs from base 1 to 1149 and encodes 382 amino acids. Gene Ontology annotation, cellular component: mitochondrial membrane. The transcript is spliced from 4 exons. Lineage: Eukaryota; Fungi; Ascomycota; Eurotiomycetes; Eurotiales; Aspergillaceae. The record is from RefSeq and is a predicted model, not a curated record. Gene Ontology annotation, molecular function: 1-acylglycerophosphocholine O-acyltransferase activity. Gene Ontology annotation, biological process: inner mitochondrial membrane organization; cardiolipin acyl-chain remodeling.